GUAAGAGUUAAUAAAUCCGGAUUUGUACUACCACCAUACAAACCCUCGCCCCAUUUCUCCCCUCUCCCAAUCUCGCUCUGUGCCAGUGUCUACCGAAGCUUUUCGAUUUCGAAACCCUAACAACGAAUCUCUCUCUCGAGCUUCCGUUCGUUUCAAUCUCCUUCUUAAUUUUAUUCUCCUUCUCAUCCGUCAAUCUCCAAACGGAUCCUCUCUCAUUGACCGUUCGAUGGCUGAAGGCAAGCUUGAUCUUCCCGACGAUCUUCUCUCCUCCAAACACUCUGAUCAUUCUUGGACCUCUAAAGUGGAAUUUUCUGGAGGGAAUGGUGAAGAUAAGAUGACCGGUUAUGAUUCCAAAGAUCAAGCAGCGUUGGACAACAGCAUCCCCUUGUCUCCUCAGUGGCUCUAUUCUAAACCAGGCGAAAGUAAGAUGGAAAUGCGGGCACCAAGUUCUCUCUCCCUUGGGAGUUCUGCUGAUUUGGGUUUGAAGGAGGCUUGGCGUGCGGAAGGAUCCGAUGACAAGAAAGAUUGGAGGAAGUCUGGAAGUGAGACAGAAAGCGGGAGGCGCUGGCGUGAAGAAGAAAGAGAAACAGGAUUACUUGGCAGCAGAAGAGAGCGCAGGAAAACCGAUCGCCGUGCUGAUGUGGCGCCCGACAACAGAGCUCCUUCCUCUGACAAGUGGCUUGAUGUGGGUAACCGUAAUUCUGGGAACGAGGCAAGGCGUGAUAGCAAAUGGUCAUCCAGAUGGGGCCCAGAUGAAAAAGAAAAGGAGAAGAGGACAGCAGAUGCAGAGAAGGAAGAUGAGUCUCACUCUCAAGGAAAUGCAGGCAGAGUGGUCUCUGAGCGUGAUCCUAUUCCCGAAUCACGUGAUAAAUGGAGGCCACGACAUAGAAUAAUGGAGGCAAGUUCUGGUGCCUUUCGGGCUGCACCUGGAUUUGGGGUUGAGAAAGGAAGGGUCGAGGGAUCAAACUCAAACUCAAACUCAAACCCAAACAUGGGGUUUACUGUUGGACGUGGAAGAUCUAGUGCUACUGUUGCUGUAAGGCCUUCAUCUCCAGGUUCCAUCGAGGGUGUGCCUGGAAAGCCUCCUGGGGUUGGGGAUAUGUUUUUCUACCCAAGGGGAAAGCUUCUUGAUAUAUACCGCACACAGAGACUCGACCCUUCUUUUGGUAACAUGCCUGAAAAGAUUCAGGAAGUACCUUCUAUCACUCAAGUAGCUGCACUGGAACCUCUUGCUUUUGUUGCUCCUGAUGCAGAAGAGGAGGCCAUCCUUGGUGAUAUAUCCAAGGGAAAACUCACUGGUAGUGAGUUGGUGGCCAAUAGAUCGAGAAUUAUCGGGUCAUCUGAGAACAUUACAGAUGUCUUGGAUUUAACAUCCACCAAUGGGAAAGAUUGCGAUGAUAUGAUUGACCCAAGUCAAAAUACUUCACUCUUUGAUAGCCAAAGAUCAACAACAAAAGAGGGUCGAGAUGCUAAUCAGGAUCGAGAGCAAGGAGUCCCUCAGAUGGAAUCAUAUGAACUGCAAAACACCAGUAUUGUUGACCGUGGUCAAGAUAAAGCUUCUAAUUUUAACGGUCCAGAUUUGGGUUCUAUGGGGCAUCAUCCGAUGGAUAACUUCCAGCCAUCUUCGUUUGAUAUCAAUUCAAAUCUUGUUAAUGAUUCAAACUCUGUAUUUGUUGAUCCAUCUUCUGAGCAAUAUUGGGCAAGAAAUAUGCAGGAUAAUACAAGCGAACAGUUAACAAGUGGCAUCAUGCCUGAGGAGUUGAGUCUUUACUAUCGUGAUCCUCAAGGGGAGAUCCAGGGACCAUUUCUUGGGGUAGACAUCAUCUCAUGGUUUGAGCAAGGAUUUUUCGGGGCAGAUCUACCAGUUCGAGUGGCAGAUGCACCAGAUGAAGCUCCUUUCAUGGAAUUAGGUCAUGUUAUGCCACACUUGAUUCCCAGGCAUGAUUACACCACCAGCAAUGAUCCAAGUCCCAACUUGGACAAGUCGUCUGAUGGUUUCCAAGGGAACCUUGAUGCUAAUGUCGUCUCUGUACCUGCUCCUGUUUCUGAAAUGGGCUUUUUGUCUGCAUCAGAUAAUCAAGCCAGAAUGCCUGAGCAUUUUUACUCAGAGGGUCAAAGCUUUCGUGAAGAAGAAAUUGUUUUCCCAGGAAGACCAGGCAGCAGUGACUCUGCAGUAAAUUUUAUGAACAACCACACCGUUCCUGUGCCAACUGAUAAUAAAAUGCAUCCGUUUGGAUUGCUAUGGUCUGAGUUAGAAGGAUCAAGUUUAAGGAACGAUCCGCAAUCUAGGACAUCUUUGUCUGGUGGUAUCCAGCAGCAAUUUGUGAAUUCACCAAGUCAGAGAUCAUCUCAUUUCAACACAAUCCCCGAUGCUGAGGAAUGGUCUGAUAUCUAUAGAAGAAAUGCCAUGGAUCAAGAGACCACUGAGUUUGAUUUAUCAGAGAAACUCAGGUCUCACCAAAUUCAACAACAGUUGCUCCAACAGCAUAAUAUGCUCAAUUCUCAUCAUCAGUUGAAUGAAUCAAUGCUGGAUCAUGUUCAAGUUCGACCUCCUAUAAACCUAAAACAGUUUUCAGGGCAAGGAGUGGAUCACCUGGUGGCACUGCAGUUGCAGCAGCAGCAGCAGAGGCGGAUUGAGCUUCACCAGCAGCAACAAUUGCAAUUACAGCAGUUGAAUCAACAGCAAAUGCUGCUCAAGGAACAGCAAUCACGACAGUUGCUUCUUGAACAAUUGGCCCAAAAUCAGAUGCGUGCAGCGCAAGCACAGGCACAAUCACGUGUGGAUGCUGCAAGAUCAAAUAAUGCACUUGAUCAGAUUCUUCUCAAACAUCAGAUCUUGAAUGAACUUCACCAGCGUUCACAACAUGUGGAUCCAUCAUCAAUAGAGCAUCUGAUUCAAGCAAAGUAUGGUCGUCAAGGUCAAGGUCAGGGGCAAGGGCAUCCAAACGAGCUGUUGGAGCUCAUUGCACAUGCGAAGCACGGCCAGAUGGAACAUCACAUGCUUCAGCAGGAGCAGUUUCAGGGAAGGCAGCAGCUGCCUUUGCCUUUGGGUUUGGGUUUAAGGCAGAGGAUGGAGAUGGAGGAAGAGAGGCGUCUUGGUUCUGUCUGGCCUGGGCCUGUUGAUGAAACCACUCAGUUUCUAAGAAGUGCUGGUGGGCUUCACCGAGUCAACUCCAGUGGCCUCAGUCCUUUAGAUGUUUAUCAGCAACAACAGAGGCUAUCUCCAGAUGAGUUGAGUCAUCUUUCAAUGCAAGAGAGACUUCAGCAGCGCUCGUUGCGUAUGCCAGGUGGUGGUCCUGCAAUGAACCUUGAUGUUAAUUCCAUGGGUCGAGUUAAUCAGAAUAUGCAGGAGUUCAAUUCUCCGCUGCACCACGGUGGUGCUGCUAAUCAGCAUCCGUUAGCCUCAAACCGCUUCCAUCCCUCUCAAAUGGGUGCGGAGGGACACAUGGCAAAUGAGUGGAUUCAGCAGCUGCAUAUUGAUAAUGAAAGGCAGAAGGAAGUGAGAAGGAUUUCUGAAGAUCCGAGUGUGUGGAUGUCUGCUGGAAGCAAUGAUGAUCCUUCAAAGAGGUUGCUUAUGGAACUGCUUCAGCAGAGUCAGAACCCCCCAACAGAGAAUCGGUCUAGUAGUGAAGAGGCAUUAGCAUUGGAUGUGAGUAAUAAUAAUAAUAAUAGUAGUAGGGAAAGGGCAUUUGAGGGGAUUGGUGUUGGUUAUGGAUUUAACUCGGUGAACAGACCACAGGGACGGUUGGUGGGUUUGGGUGAGGAGACAAUAGUUGGGGAGGGUAGAGUGCAUACUAGACCUGGAGCAGUACCAUUCUUUUCUGAGACUCAGGAAGCAGUCUAUACAAAUUCCAACAUGCAGGGAAACAGAAAAGUACCUAAAAGUGACAUGAUGAUGCGUGUAGCCGCAGAAACUCAACAAGGUGGUGUUGCUGGGGAAAUGCCAAAUAAUUUUGCAGGUGGGAAUAAAAGCUUGUACAAUGAGUCUUUGGCAGCAGGAGGAGGAGAGGGUCAAGACAGGGGGUCGAAAAGGUGUAGUAGUAGUAGUAGUGAUAAUAUAAAUAUAUUGGUGAGACGUCCUUCAUCAUCAUCAUCUCAUGAAGGGGGGUUAUGUGAGGUGGAUUCAACUUUCAGAGAAAGAGAAACUAGGGAGAACAUGAUGAUGAUGGUAGGUGGUGGUGGGUUUAGGCGGACAUCAUCAUUGAGUGAUGCAUCAGUGGCAGUAUCAGAGACAGCAUCUUUUAGCGACAUGCUUAGAAGCAAUAGUAAUAAUAAUAAUGAUAAUAAUCAUCAUCAUCUUAUCAGGAAGCCACCCUCACCAGAUCCAGAGGGUGCAGCAGCAGAGGGACAUAAUAGCAAAACUGGUGGUGGUGGUGGGAAAAAGAAAGGCAAAAAGGGGAGGCAGAUCGACCCGGCUCUGCUUGGGUUUAAGGUUACCAGCAAUCGUAUUAUGAUGGGAGAGAUCCAACGCAUUCAAGAUUGA
Lactuca saligna is the source of this 4483-nucleotide messenger RNA. NCBI's taxonomy places the organism in Eukaryota, Viridiplantae, Streptophyta, Magnoliopsida, Asterales, Asteraceae. The record is from the annotation of a GenBank genome assembly.